AUGGGGGUGGUGAGGAAGGUCUCGGGCGAGGCGAUCCUGACAGAGAAGGAGUUUGCUGCCUUACGCGCGGACUGCGAGGGAGAUGGACACAGCUGUUUCGUGGAUUUGCUCAGGCGCGAAGUGGCGAGGCGACUGCAGGUGCGCAACUUCCGUCAGAUCGGGCUCGCAUGUGGCGAGCCUUUGGCAUAUCGGCAGGUUUUGAGGGUGUCGGGGCGAGUCAUCGCAUGGUCGAUGCAAAUGCAGUGCCGUCAAAGUCUCCAUAUUGGAUUCAAGCUGGUUCCGGCAAGUGACCGGAAUAACUGA
Molecule: messenger RNA, 303 nt
Organism: Effrenium voratum
Lineage: Eukaryota; Dinophyceae; Suessiales; Symbiodiniaceae
Source: the annotation of a GenBank genome assembly